CGGGCGUUUUUUCCGCGGAACGAUGGAGCAAGUGGAUCCCUCGACGGCUAAGAUGGCUGUAGCCAUCGCGCUCCUUCGAAGGUCUAGGAAUUCCCAGACUGGCGAUCUCUCCGAGGACGUCCAACACUGGAAGAAGAAGGCCAAGGAUAGAAAAAGAGAGCUACAGAAACUUAAGGACGAACUCAAGGAGAACCAAGAUGGGAUGUUGAACGAUGUUAUUCAGCAAACCACUUACUGCAAGUGCUACUUUUUCGACAAGUGUGGGGAUCCACCUCCAAGGUCACAAGCAGAGGAGCAACUUGAUGGCCAUUCUACAAUCAACGAUGUUUUAUACAGAAGAUUUUUAAGACAAGCACGCAAGGUGGCAAGGGGGAAAAUAUCUAAUCUAGUUAAGCAAGGAUGUUCGCAAGAGCCAAACAGAGGAAGUGAGAUGGAGAAGCUCUGCACGUCAGCAGAUUUUCUGUUGGAGCUUGUGAACAAUAGAUCUAUUGUUGAAACUGGGUCUCCAUUCGCCACCCUGGCACAUCAGUCUCUGGAAUUUAUUCUGGCUUCUGUGAAAGUACUCUUAUUAGAGAAUCAGCAUGGAGAACUCUUAGUGGAGAUAUUAAACAGUUUGAUAACUCAUUUACUUAGAGGAAUGUGCAUUCAUACAUGUAUGGAUGGAACUUCAUACUGUGAUCCCGACACACAGUUCCAUGUCCAGCACCUGAUCCGUAAGCUUGGGGUUGAGCCUUAUAUUGCUCAACGUACACUUCUUUUAGUUGCUCAGAGAGUUUGUGCUCUAGCUGACAGCUUGCAUUGUAUGGAUCCUUUUGAUAGUGCACUACCCAACAUACAUGAUUCCAUGUUUAUGAUGCUUCGGCUAAUGGAGUUUUUGGUUUCUGAUUAUGUCUACACAUGGAUAACUAACAAAGACUCUGAAAAGGGGUUAUUUGAAGAAACAUUAAGGUGGAUUGUGCAGUCAAAGAAAUCAUUAACACUGCUGGACAACACAAACUGUCUCUACAUGAUUCAGCUGGACAGGGUCAUUGGUGAACUGGCAAAGCAGGUUGGACGAGUUCCGCGUACUGAGAUUGAGAAGUUGGUCAACAUGGAGAUUCUUGAAAGUAUGUUCCACUGAUUGGCGCGUUCCCGGGAACAUGUGCAUGACAUGGAGCCUGAAGUUCCACGAUAUAUCGAUUUUGUAUAUGGAUUGAUUUCUUUUUCCCCUUUUUUUCAUUUCCUUCACUCUGCUUUUAGGAAAAAUAGCGAACCAAUAAUGAUCUCUAAGCACUUAAGCCA
Molecule: messenger RNA, 1281 nt
Organism: Nymphaea colorata (pocket water lily)
Lineage: Eukaryota; Viridiplantae; Streptophyta; Magnoliopsida; Nymphaeales; Nymphaeaceae
Product: protein MULTIPOLAR SPINDLE 1
Exons: 10
Coding region: 23-1120 (365 amino acids)
Biological process (GO): meiotic spindle organization; meiotic DNA double-strand break formation
Source: RefSeq, a predicted model, not a curated record